AGUCUGCCUCCUUCUCGCCCCACUCACACUCUCAGUCAGAGCGCGGCGUUGACAGCCACUGAUCAACCCACUUUGUCGGGGUUUGCGUCUCCAUGCAAGACUGCUGAAAAGAGAAACUCUGACUUUUUAUUCUUGCAAAGCAAAUCGUGCACUGCCCGCCCGGAGAAACCGUCCACGGCUGCAGAAUUCACAAAAAAAAAAGAAGAAAAGAAAAGAAAAAGAAAAGUAAAAACAAGCAAACAAAAGAAAACCUUUUAAAGUAUUUUUUUUCUAGAAUACCCCCCACCGUCUCUGCACAACAAUGUCUGGAGAGGACGCACCUGCUCAGCAGCAAAACGCCGUGGACCAGAAGCAGGAGACCAAGCCCGCCGAGGAGCCCAAAGCCGAGCCGCCCAAGACGGAGUCCGCGGAGGCAGCGGCCACCCCGGCGGCGACCACCGAGAAGGCCCCCGAGGAGGAGACGUUCACCUACCGCGCUCUGGUGCUCACCGGCUUCGGAGGCUAUGACAAAGUCAAGCUGCAGGUGAAGAAGGGAAAGCCGGCGCUCAAAGCCGGCGAGGUGCUGGUCCGGGUCAAGGUCUGCGGGCUCAACUUCGCCGACCUGAUGGCCAGACAGGGUCUCUACGACCGGCUGCCGUCCCCGCCGGUCACCCCGGGAAUGGAGUGCUCCGGGGUGGUGGAGGCUGUGGGGGAAGAAGUGACUGACAGAAAAGUUGGUGACAAGGUGAUGGUGCUGAACCGCUUUGGGCUGUGGCAGGAGGUGGCUGUGGUUCCAGCCAGCCACACCUUCCUCAUCCCAGACGGGAUGAGUUUUGAGGAGGCAGCUGCCCUCCCAGUCAACUACAUCACUGCCUACCUGAUGCUGUUUGACUUUGGCAACCUGCGGCCCAACCAAAGCGUCCUGGUCCAUGCUGCUGCAGGUGGCGUUGGCAUUGCAGCCACUCAGUUGUGCAAGACUGUGAAAGAUGUGACCGUGUUCGGCACUGCGUCAGCAAGCAAACAUGAGGCCAUCAGUCAGGGUGGGGUCACGCAUGCCAUCGACUAUCGUACCAAGGACUAUGUGGAGGAAGUUCGCAAGAUCAGUCCAAAAGGGCUGGACAUCAUCCUGGACCCACUCGGAGGAUCAGACACCCACAAGGCCUACAAUCUGCUGAAGCCUAUGGGAAAGCUCAUCACCUAUGGUGCAGCCAACAUGUUGGCGGGUCAGAGGAAGAACCUGAUCGCCGUGGCUAAGAACUGGUACCAUCAGUUCUCCAUCCACACGCUCAGCCUUAUUCAAGGCAACAAGUCAGUGUGUGGAUUUCACCUGGGCUACCUGGAUGGGGAGAUGGAGCUCAUCACCCAGGCCAUGAACACCAUCCUGGAUCUGUACAAGCAGGGCAAAGUCAAGCCACGCAUCGACUCCACCUGGCAUCUUGAGCAGGUUGGCGAUGCCAUGAGGAAGAUGCAGGAGAGGAACAACAUCGGCAAAGUGAUCCUCACCACCGAACCCAUGCCGGAGGAGGAGAAGAAGGAAGAGGCCAAGAAGGAGGACAAGAAAGAGGACAAGAAGAAGGAGGAUAAGAAGAAGGACGACAAGAAGAAGGACGAUGGAAAGAAGGAGGAGAAGAAGGAUGACAAGAAGAAAGAGGAGCCUAAGAAAGAGGAGAAGAAGGAAGAGCCCAAGAAGGAGGAGGAGAAGAAUGAUGAGGCCAAGAAGGAGGAGAAGUGAGAGGGAAAGAUGGAUAGUCAAGCAGACCAGCAGCAGGGAGUUUGUGUCCUGGGAGCAGGGGAGGUGGCAGGGAUGAGCUUGGUGGUGGAGCUGCAGGGGGAUGGGGGUGGAGUGGUUGCAAAGAUGGGAAGGAGUUGGGAUAAAUUGGACAUUUACCUCCCUUCUGCCUCACCUACUGGGUGAUUUACUCAGGCAUGGCUGCUCCCACCUCCCGUUUCCUCUUCUGUCCCUCAUAUUUACCUCUUAAAAAAAAAAGAAGAAAAAAAUCUGAUCCUUCAGACCCCAUGUAUGCUCUAAUCACAUCUCCCACCCUCUGCCCCUCACAGUAUUAAUCGAUUUUUGCUAUUGGGAAUCAAAGCAUCAGGAGAGCUGUGGAGGAUGGUGGGUUUGGUCCGAGCCUGGGGGCAAAUUACCAUCUCCCUGACAACCGUAAUCUCCUUUCACACUCCGGCCCCACCCUUGACCCUCCGUGCCCCCUCUGCAUCUCGACUCCCACCGUGUUAAAUUGUUCUGCUCUGACUUCCACCUGCCGCCUCCUCCCUCCCCCCUCACUGUGCUGAGUCCCCCCCACCCCUCACCAACACACACAUCUCCCACAGCAUCACCACCACCACCCCAACUCACCCACGAGCCGGACCCACAGACAGGCACCGAAGGCAGGCAGAUAAACCGAGAACCACACCCACCCAUCCGCACUUGUUUUCUGUGUCCAGCUUAGUUAUGUCACUACUGAUGAGUCAGAGAUGCUUCUGAUUGGCUGUUGCUCCUCAUCUUCCCUGGAGAUAUUUUCAUUGUAGUUUUUUCGCUCAUCAUGUUUAACUACGUAGAAAAAAAAAUUAUUAAAGCUUCAGAGCAAUGGAAACUCUUUCCCAUCAAAUUCCACCCGAGUUCAUGUCCUUGCUUUUCCUCUCAUAAUGAGCCUCUCUGUGCUCUGUUGAAUAGCCUGGCUGAUAUUAUUUUCCAGCUUCCUUCUCCUUAGUUACAGAUUUUUCUAGCCGACCAACUGUUGGCAAGAAGUUCAGGGUGCCAAUUAAGAGAGAAAUUGUUUCUGUGCAAACACACAGACAUGCACGCUCCAAAUGCGAUGAAAGAGCCGCUGUCGCACCAAGACAGCGAGGCGCUUGAAGUGAGCAAGUGAAGAGGGUGAAGGGUUUUUUUUUUUUCUUCUUCUUUCGUUUUUUUGUUCUCCUUUGCUCCGGACUUUCUUUCCUCCCUGAACCUCCAAGAGGAAUUUCAUUGCAUUCCUCGCUUCUUUUCGAUCACAGUGACCCAGGAGAGGCAAAUUCAGCCGGCGCUGUUGUCCGCGCUUCGCCUCCCCACCUCCUCCCUCUUCCUCCUUCCUCUUCCUCCUCUUUCUGUUUCCCUCUUUGUGGUCGGCAUAGCAACAGGCGUCAGGCUCGUCAGAGAUGGCACUGUGGUUUCUCUCUCUCUCUCCUUUUUUUCUUCCCUCUCUCUGUGUCUCCUUCAUGCUCUUCUGACUCUGCGUUUGCCAGCAGUUGGUGCUGUCAGCCGGUAUUUCAACAGGUUGAAGAUGUUUUAGUAAUAUGAAUCAAAACAGCAGGCCAGGCUGUUUUUUAAAGCAUUUAAUAUCACUCGACUAGCCUUAUUUCAACUCUGUCUAAAGUCUAACAUGUUACAUUGAUAGUUGGGUUCGUAACUGUGGCUAUUAAUGUAUAAUAUUACAUUUACAUUUAAAAAAAAGCUAAAAAAAAAAAAAAAAAAAAAAAGUAAUUUUAACAACUCCAGCGGUGUGAAGAAGUAUUUUCUUCUUCUUUUCCUUUCUUUUAACCACAUUAAACAGUUCAUCAAGCAAAUCAAUUAUAAUUAGAAUGAAUAACAACAUCUAGUUUUCAAUCGAUAAUUUUAUUAAGGGAACAAAGCUAUCCAAAUCAGUCUGGCAUUGGGGGAAAAAGCAAUUGUCUGCUAAAUUUAAUAACCCUGUGUCUAAUAACUGGUUAUGCCACCCUUGGCAACAAGCACUGCCGUCUCGCAUUUUCAAUAACUGGAAAUUAAGUUGGUUGUUUUUACUUUGUACCAUUUGACUUUGCAGAAUUAUUUUAAUUCUUUUUAUUUGUCCACUCUCCCUUGGAUGCCACUUUUGCCUAAUCUCUUAUUAUUGAAUCGUGAACGCUGACCUUAACUAAGAAAAAUCGCUUCUGCAGUGCUUUAAAUGUUGUUCCUGGUUCUUUGUGACAUCCUGAGUGAGUCAUUGAUGCGCUCAUGGAGUCAUUUGGGUAGACCCAACACUCUUUGGAAGGUUUACGACUGUUCCAUGUUUUCUCCAUUUGUGAGUAACGACUCUUACUGUGGUUCACUGGAGUCCCAAAACCUCAGAAAUGGCUGUGAACUUGUUUAGGUCGGGGUGUGAUGUGCUUCAUUCCUGUUGUCAGAUUUUCUCAUUUUGAUCAAUACAGAGUGGCUGAAACUAAACUCUGCAUUUUGAAUUAUUACUUCUGUAUAUGCAGUCUGAUUUGGAUACCUUUUAUUCUUAAUAAGUCAGUAUUUAAAGUUUUUAUUUAAAGAGGUUACCAUAGCCUGAUAUUAGGAUGUGUUUAAUGAUGUGAAACAUCUAAGUGUAACAAAAAGAAAAAAACAGAAGAGAAACAUUUUACAUGACACUGUGUCUGCCAAAAGGGUGGAGAUGAUAAAUCACGUGAUAAAAUUCAGCUUUUCUUUCUACCUGUAACUACUAGCUGUUCUACACAGUGCUAAUGCUUGUGUGAAGUCACUGUUCAGUUUCUAAUGCCAACAGUGUGUGUCAGUGGCCCUUCGUUUGCUUGAGUCGCACACUGCUGCCCCGCUUAUGGACAUUGAAAUUUUCAUCUCAGAAUCAUCGUCUUUAAACAUGACACCCUUACUGACUACCUGCCUGCCUGCCUGCCUCUGGAUCUGGCUUCAGUGUUCAGACUCAGAUGGUGACUAGUGACUUUGUAAAAAACAAACAAAAAAAAUCUUUCCAAAAAAAAAAAUGUGUUGGCAUGAGUGGCCUCCCCCAUGUGCUGUGUGUGGUGUGCCAUUGUGUGUGAAGACGUGUGUGUCCUCAGGUCGUUUGUCAGGUUUUAAAAUCACUCGCCCUCCCUGCCACAUUUCCACCUCACACUACUCUGCUACAGAACGACGUAGCUUCACAUCGACCCUCCUCCAUCUCUCCCUCCUGUCUGAUAAGAGGCCUGUGUUAUGAGGACAGUUGGUAUUAGUAUUUUGCACUCUGCUCGCUGAUCUUAAUGCACUUGCAAGCAUGGCGGUGGCACUCCAGUCUCAGCCUGGCUUUGAGUUGUCCUCUUUCUUUUCUUUUUUUUUUGUUGCUCCAGAUUUGCAGCCUGUUUCUCAUCCUUUCAGAACAGGUGGCACAAACGCAUCCAAUGUUUUAAAGGUUCCACUCAUGUGCCCUAACUUUUCAAAUGCGUUCAUUCUUUCUUGGCUGUGAGAAACAAAACGCGGAGCUGGGUAAGAUGGACUGGAGUGCGACCGCCAUACUGGUGUGGGGAGUGAUUGUGCUCUGUCAGCCUCUGGUUAGUGUUCUGUUCUAAUCUGCUGGGCUCCCUUUGUGAACCUGUGGACGGUGCUUCUGUUCCGAGUGCCAUGUGAGAAACAAUUGCUUCAGUUAAAAAAAAAAAAAAAGAAAGAAAGAAAAGUGUUUUACUUACUAUGUUAUUUUUGAUUUACCUUUAUAUUUUUGUUUUGUUUUGUUUUUUGUUAUCCAAGGGUUUAAAGUUCAAAGCUCAUACAGUACUCUGUGGGGACCUGCUAACCUGCACUCCUUUUAAAUGUGAUAAAGUUUUUUUUUUCUGUUGGUCCAAACCAUGUGUGCCAAAUUGUAUGUAUAUUCCUCUGUCAAUGCUUUGAAUAUUAACAGUGCAUAAAAAUAUAUUAAAAAAAGAA
Molecule: messenger RNA, 5593 nt
Organism: Poeciliopsis prolifica (blackstripe livebearer)
Lineage: Eukaryota; Metazoa; Chordata; Actinopteri; Cyprinodontiformes; Poeciliidae
Gene: vat1
Product: vesicle amine transport 1
Exons: 6
Coding region: 302-1711 (469 amino acids)
Molecular function (GO): oxidoreductase activity; zinc ion binding
Source: RefSeq, a predicted model, not a curated record